Messenger RNA from Doryrhamphus excisus (bluestripe pipefish), 1736 nucleotides. The record is from RefSeq and is a predicted model, not a curated record. Lineage: Eukaryota; Metazoa; Chordata; Actinopteri; Syngnathiformes; Syngnathidae.
GCCCUCUGUGGCGCUGAAUGGAGCGCGUCGUGCGUAAAGUCCGACCUGCAACAGCUUUGCAGUUUUGGGUCGUUUUCGCUCACAUUUCAACGUUUGCACCCACAAAGAGUGAUUUAAUGCAGCCAUGACGCGGGAAGAAGACCUGAUCCGGAUAGCCAAGAAGCUGGACAAGAUGGUGUCUAGAAAUAACACGGAAGGCGCCAUGGACCUGCUGAAGGAGCUCAAAGGUUUCAGUAUGACACUUAAACUCCUACAGGAGACCAGAAUCGGAAUGUCUGUGAACAGCAUCAGGAAGCACUGCACAGAUGAGGAGGUCAUUGCUUUGGCUAAAGUCCUGAUCAAGGAAUGGAAAACACUCUUAGACGCUGGCCGUCGUCACAAUGACAAAGCAGCUGAAGUGAAGAACGGUUUGGCCUCCAGCAAAACAGCAGGGUCUCCACACAGCUCACCCAGGAAAGACAGUCUGGAUAGCAAAAUGGCUAAAAAACAGUUGGUGGAAGCCAAGAAAGAAAGGAAGAACUCCUGUGACUCUAAAUUGGGCCAAGCGGUGAAACGCCAUUCAACUGAUGCCAAACCUGACAGGCGGGAAUCAGAUUUAAAGCAGAGCAGCUCACCUCCUGCAAAGAAGCUAACAUCUGAAAGGAGGGAGUCUCACGGCUCAAAGGCCCCCCAGUCUGCGCCCCCACAGAGGAAGCCUUCCACUGAUAACAAUGAAAGAAAGGGCAAAAGUGAACCCCCUAAAACGCCGACCACGCCCACCAGCCCCAUGUCACCUGCCUUUACCUCUGCCGGCGGUCCGUUGCCACCUCACCUGACGACUGGGGACUCCAUACGAGACAAGUGCAUCGAGAUGCUGGCUGCUGCCCUGCGUACUGACAAUGACUUCAAAGAUUUUGGAACCAACUGCGACAGCAUGGCAGCAGAGAUUGAAGAUCAUAUCUAUCAAGAGAUGAAGGCCACAGACAUGAAAUAUAAGAACAGGGUGAGGAGCCGCAUCAGCAACUUAAAGGACCCAAAGAACCCUGGUCUUCGCAGGAACGUUCUGGCAGGAAGCAUCGACUUAAUCCGCAUUGCCACGAUGACUUCUGAGGAAAUGGCCAGCGACGAGCUGAAACAACUGAGGAACGUCCUCACCCAGGAGGCCAUCAGGGAGCACCAGAUGGCCAAAACUGGGGGAACCACCACUGACCUGCUGCAGUGCGGCAAGUGCAAGAAGAAGAACUGCACCUACAAUCAGGUGCAGACGCGUAGCGCUGACGAGCCCAUGACCACAUUUGUCCUCUGUAACGAGUGUGGAAACCGCUGGAAGUUCUGCUGAUGGCUCACAAGUGAAACCAGCAUUUUUUACCUGCAUAUUUUCCACAUAUUUUCCAUAACAGGAGGCAAAGGAAUACAAUUGCAGCUAGUGAUUUCUAAAUGGUUGACUAGUUACAAAAACUGUUGAGUUUUUUUUAUGCAUGCUAAUAAUCAGUGUUUGCUUUAUAUGAAAUUGAAGGCUGAGCAUCAGUACAAAGAUGACGGAGUCAUUAAGUGUUAGGACAUAAAAAGGGAAGAAAAUGAUUAUCUUGAGGAUUUCAUCUGAAAUGUUCUAAACCAACAAAUGAAAUAACAUCCUUGGUGGAGUGGAAAUACUCAUAAUACAAUAUGAACAUGCAACUGCAUCACAUUGUACAAUGCAUCAUUUCAAUAAAGUGCCUUAAUAAUAAAAAUGAUGGCUGUAGUGCUGUCAUAUCUCA